Ceraceosorus bombacis is the source of this 1827-nucleotide messenger RNA. Lineage: Eukaryota; Fungi; Basidiomycota; Exobasidiomycetes; Ceraceosorales; Ceraceosoraceae. The record is from the annotation of a GenBank genome assembly.
AUGCCACACACGCCUGGGCGAGGUGGCGAAGCAGCCUCUCUAUCCCAGCUCUGGACAGACACGUCCCAGCCCUUGCACGGCUCAAGCAAUACUGGACACCAGCAUCUUCAACAGCACGCAGCACUUCCAACAGGAAGUCCGAGCACAGACACGCUCUGCAGCAACGGUGUCGGCCCUUCACUUUCACCUCAGACUCGUCGAACCCUUCCAUUCGGAUCCUUCGCACCUGCUCCGCCCAUGGCGGCAUCCAACACGAGUCGCAUCAGCUGGGGUUCCUUUGGCUACACUAGCGCUCCAAGCCUCGCCUCACAGCAACGAGUCAAUACCAAGACAUCACCCGCGCCAGUCUUUUCCAGCGCAUCGUGCUCGCAUGACAGCCAUCACUGCACCUCGAACCCCGAUAUCGGAUCUGCUUUGCACCUCAAUGAGCGGGUUGACCUACCCUCUAAGGCGCCGUCAUCAGCGACCCGCCUCGCCUUCUUGCCUUCGUCUUCUUCGGCGACUGCUAUACGCCGCAAGAGGGGCCGAAACGAGAGUGUAGACAUGCAAGAAGAAGAUGAGCCCGCAAGGUACGGUUCCGAAACAUUGGAUUCCAGAGCUAGCGGCUCGUCCUUGAAUAUUACUGUCAGGUUACAAGAUGGGGCGAGCGGAAGUUCAGAAGCUAGGCAGGUGUUGCCGAAGCGAAUGAGGUCGGGCAUGACCAUACACAGCACGACUCGUGAUAAUUCCACAGAGUAUGGACAGGAGCACUCCACUUCGGGACGCAUGUCGAGUGACAAGGAAUGGGCGGCACGUCAUCCUGCCUCGGCAGCUGGCAGCGCGGAGUCGACCCAGGGUGGUAACGACCCAGAGGUGGAUCUUGGCAAGCUACUUGGUGAGUCGUGAGGUUCCCGAAUCACACCUACCUUGCUUCGUGAUGAUUACUUGCGUUGCGAGACUGACACACCACGACACUGGACGUACAUAGCUAUGUUGGAUCGACCUUCCCUGUUGGUCCUACUCUCACGUCUGCUCGCUCAUUCUACCGACUCCACCUUGCCAGCUCAGAUGCUUCGUCACAUGCCCACGCCUUCUAUUGCCACAUUUGGGGCUUCGCUGGACGAAUGCGAGCGGCAAGUUCGCGCAGCAAUCCCGAAUGCCACGAACGCAGGAGUCAGAGCAGAGUGGGCAUGGAGCAGAAUCAGGAAUCCCCUGCAAGACUUCGUCACGAGCGCGAUCGGCUUCUUCCGACUCUUUGAUGAUACUCCCGGCAGCGAGAACACUAAUCAGAUCGACAACAUACACCCUAGCACCACAUUUUCCUUUCUUCACGACCUCACUGAACGUCUACUCCGAAUUCAGGCCACCCUACCACCCGUUCCUGAUUCUACGCUGGCUUUUGCCGCUCACACAGCUCUUUCUCAACACGAAUAUCAGGGGUCGACAACGCGAACAAAUGCUUCGGGUCAUGACGUACUACGCUCCUUGCUCGACGCUAGGAUGCUAUCACGCGCAUCGCCCAACACUUUGAUCUCGCAGCUGGCUCCUUAUCUGCUUCAUCGCUGGUCUACUCUGUUGGAGCGCAUAUCUGGAGCUGUGAACGAGGAAGGCAGGAUUUUUGGUCAGGAUAUGAUCAAUGGCUGGUUAAGCGCAUUACAGACUCUGGGAUGUUCUGGUCUCACAAGUGCAAGCUCGGUACUGAUGAGCAACAACCGACUGUCGCCUAGCGCCGGUCCAGCUGAUGCUGGAGCAAUCGGGCCAGAAGAGAGGGCCAUCAGACAAGUCCUCCAAAUGUACCACCGAGCACUUGUUCAGCAGAUAGGCUGGCUCGUCGGUGUCUCAUUGUGA